Octodon degus (degu) is the source of this 5442-nucleotide messenger RNA. It is a transcript of the gene Mmp15, whose product is annotated as matrix metallopeptidase 15. Bases 607 to 2616 code for a protein of 669 amino acids. The transcript is spliced from 10 exons. Gene Ontology annotation, biological process: proteolysis; collagen catabolic process; extracellular matrix organization. Lineage: Eukaryota; Metazoa; Chordata; Mammalia; Rodentia; Octodontidae. The record is from RefSeq and is a predicted model, not a curated record. Gene Ontology annotation, molecular function: metalloendopeptidase activity; zinc ion binding. Gene Ontology annotation, cellular component: extracellular matrix.
CGCGCGAGGAGGAGGGCUGGAAGCGCCCGGAGCCGCGCUGAACUCGCCGGGGACGUCGGGCGCCGACUCCCUGGCUCGCUCGCUCGGACGGGUUCCCUGCGCUCUUCCCGGGACUGCCUGGGGGACCCGGGCCCGGCUGGGCGCAGCGGCCAGCAGAGUCCCUGGGCAGGAGGCGCGCGCUCUGGGCAGCGCCGGGCCCUGGGCAUGGACAGAGGGAGCUGGGCGCGCAGGGGGCGCCGCGGGACCGGGCGGCCGGAGCGCUGAGCCAGACAAAGGCUCCGGAGUCGCGCUUGCUCCCGGGAGCCCGGCCCGGGCGGUGGGCGCCGAGGCUGCGGGACUCGGAGACAGGGAGCUCCGCCCGGCCCCUCUCCCGCCGGCUGGCUCGCGCACCCGGACCUGCCCUACUCGCUUCCCCCUCGGCCUUGGGAAAUUGCCGAGGGGACCUUAGCGGCUCUGGCGGGGACCCGGAGCCGAAGGUCCGCUGUGCGCCCGCCGGGCAGGGAGCCAGGGAGCAGCGCAAGUUUCCGAGCCGCGCUCGGGGCCCCGGCGCCCACGAGCGAGCGGGCUCAGUGUGCAGCGAUCCAGACGAGACUGGGAGGCGAAGGCAUGGGCAGUGACCGAAGCGCACCGGGACGGCCGGGCAGCCUCCUUGGCGGCCGGGAGGCGGCGGCGCGGCCCGGACUGCUGCUGCUACUGGUGCUUCUGGGCUACAUGGGCCGCGGCACAGCGGCGGAGGACGCGGAAGUCCAUGCAGAGAACUGGCUGCGGCUCUACGGCUACCUGCCGCAGCCCAAUCGCCACAUGUCGACCAUGCGCUCGGCCCAGAUCCUGGCCUCAGCCCUGGCAGAGAUGCAGCGCUUCUAUGGGAUCCCCGUCACAGGUGUACUCGAUGAAGAGACCAAGGCGUGGAUGAAACGGCCUCGCUGUGGGGUGCCAGACCAGUUUGGGGUGCGUGUGAAAGCGAAUCUGCGGCGACGGCGGAAACGUUACGCCCUAACUGGGAGGAAGUGGAAUAACCACCACCUGACCUUCAGCAUCCAGAACUACACAGAGAAGCUGGGCUGGUACCACUCCAUGGAGGCAGUGCGCAGGGCCUUCCGUGUGUGGGAGCAGGCCACGCCCCUGGUCUUCCAGGAGGUGCUUUACGAUGACAUCAGGCUACGGCGGCAGAAGGAGGCAGACAUCAUGGUGCUCUUUGCGUCCGGCUUCCAUGGCGACAGCUCACCAUUUGAUGGCACAGGUGGCUUCCUGGCCCACGCCUAUUUCCCUGGCCCUGGCCUGGGUGGGGACACCCACUUCGACGCAGAUGAGCCCUGGACCUUCUCCAGCACUGACCUUCAUGGGAACAGCCUUUUCCUGGUGGCUGUGCAUGAGCUGGGCCACGCUCUGGGGCUAGAGCACUCCAGCAACCCCAGCGCCAUCAUGGCACCAUUCUACCAGUGGAUGGACAUCGACAACUUCCAGCUGCCCGAGGAUGACCUGCGGGGCAUCCAGCAACUCUAUGGCACCCCAGAUGGUCAGCCACAGCCCACACGGCCUCUCCCCACCAUGACGCCCCGGCAGCCAGGCCGGCCAGACCACCGGCCCCCUCGGCCCCCUCGGCCCCCUCAGCCACCACCACCAGGCGGGAAGCCAGAGAGGCCCCCAAAACCAGGCCCUCCAGCCCAGCCCCGAACCACAGAGCGGCCUGACCAGUAUGGCCCCAACAUCUGUGACGGCAACUUCGACACAGUGGCAGUGCUUCGAGGAGAGAUGUUUGUGUUCAAGGGCCGCUGGUUCUGGCGAGUCCGGCACAACCGUGUCCUAGACAACUAUCCUAUGCCCAUCGGCCACUUCUGGCGUGGCCUGCCUGGUGACAUCAGUGCUGCCUAUGAGCGCCAGGAUGGUCGCUUUGUCUUUUUCAAAGGUGACCGCUACUGGCUCUUCCGAGAAGCAAAUCUGGAACCUGGCUAUCCACAGCCACUGACCAGCUAUGGCCUGGGCAUUCCCUACGACCGCAUUGAUACAGCCAUCUGGUGGGAGCCCACAGGGCACACCUUCUUCUUCCAGGAGGACAGGUACUGGCGCUUCAACGAGGAGACACAGCAUGGAGAUCCCGGCUACCCCAAGCCCAUCAGUGUCUGGCAGGGCAUCCCUACCUCUCCCAAAGGCGCCUUCCUGAGCAAUGACGCAGCCUAUACCUACUUCUACAAGGGCACCAAGUACUGGAAAUUUGACAAUGAACGCCUGCGGAUGGAGCCUGGCUACCCGAAGUCCAUCCUGCGGGACUUUAUGGGCUGCCAGGAGCAUGUGGAACCCGGACCACGAUGGCCCGAUGUGGCCCGUCCACCCUUCAACCCUGAUGGGGGUGCAGAGCCUGGGGUGGAUGGUGACAGCACGGAGGGCAAUGUGGAUGAUGGGACAGGGGAAGAUGGAGACAAGGACAGGGAUGAGGGCAGCCGCGUGGUGGUGCAGAUGGAGGAGGUGGCACGGACCGUGAACGUGGUGAUGGUGCUGGUGCCCCUGCUGCUGCUGCUCUGUGUCCUGGGCGUUGCCUAUGCUCUGGUGCAGAUGCAGCGCAAGGGCGCUCCCCGCAUGCUGCUCUACUGCAAGCGCUCCCUGCAGGAGUGGGUCUGACCCGUGCCUCCCGCUCCACUGCGCACUUGGUGCUCAAGGGCUGGGCAGCGCCUGUGGUUCCCUGUGGAGACCCUGGUCUGGUGGGGGCCCGCCCGGCCAGCAUACAUCCCUCAUGAAUCCUUUCUCGUUUACUUAAGCCCAGGUAUCUUUUUUCUUUUUGGCACCUUAGUUCAUUUCUGCUUUCCUGACUAGGGCAGGGUACUUAAAUUUUCUUUAUGCAGUUCUGCUCCAGACAGGAAGUCAGGCCCCCAUGCACCCGUAGCCCAGCCAUAGCCUGAAGAACAAGGGACAGACAGUCAGAGGCCCACCUCCAGAAGGUGACUCAAGGGCUGUGCGCUUCCGCCAGCCUUGGCCUGUCCUCAGUGUGAGCCCAGGGCCAUCAGCAGGGCGCUAUGUUUGCCCUGAAGGAAUCAGCUGGGUCUCCAACCUCCCGAGUCUCUGCCUUAGGAAGAGCUUGUUACCAGGGGUAACCCUGAGCUAGUGAGGUGUCCCACCUGGGAUCCUCAGGGGCUGGGGCUCAGUGAGACUUGGUUUCUUCCCAGCCCACCUCAGCAGCGGCCCUGCUCCCGGUGCCUGAGAACCCUACUCCAUCUGACCAGCGGGCAGCUCCCACCUACCGCUCAGCCCAUGCCUCAUUUCCUCUCUGGGGAGGGGCCUGGGCCUUCCUGACCAAGGACCAAAGGGAGCCUGCUAAUGCCCUCCCCAAACACUAGCACUGGCAUCAGCUCUGCCCAGACUCUGCUUCUCUCAGCUGUGACCCACCUGCUCCUUCCCUGGGCCCCUCCCCACUGUCCUCAGAGGUCUUGGAGCUCGCCCAGCCUCGGCUUCUGCUGUGACUGUCCUGACCUUUGGGGAGGAAGGGGGCUGCUCGGUGCCUAGACUGGUUUCCACUGAUGUGCCAUGCACACCAGGCUUGGGGUUACCUCCUCUCCAGUUCCCUGUUCCCCCAGGAGACUGGUGGGAGCAGGCCAGCAGUUUGUCCCCCAAUGCAGACUGGAAGCCCUAAAGGAGCCCACCGUGAACUGGGAGACCCCUCUUCCUGGGCUCUGCUUGAGGGCAGGCAGGGAUGCUCCUUUCUCUUUUCCUUCCCGAAGUCAGCAGGAGGCUGAGGCUGCUGUGGGAAAUGGUACUGUACAGCCGGCUCCAUCCCCUCUGCUUCCCUGCAACCCUGAGCUAGUGGGCUGUGCCACCUGGGAUCCCCAAGCCCACUGGGGUAGAAGGUUCUCCCUGCUUCUCAUUACUCGGCACUGAGUGUGGGUCCAGUGGCUCCCCCCCUCCCCAUCACCACUUCUGCAGAACUGGAGAGCCAGCAAGGGGCGGGGAUGGGGCCUGAUGUCCAGCCCCAUCUGUUUAUUUCUGUAAAUAAUCUGCACUGAUUAAAUGUACAGCCGGCAAGUGUGGCCUUGUUUGUAAGAGGCCCUGGGCUGCAGCUUGCAGUCAGUGGCAGAGGUUCAAGUCCAAGCUAGGAUGGGACCCCCACAAAGUGAAGGAUGCACUCCAUUGUCAGUUCAGAGGGCUGCUUCACAAUGGCUAGAGCUGAGGGUUUGGGGAGACGGCCACCCUCAGCAGACCACAGGAGGCAGCGCAGGUCAGCCUGCUAGGUGCGGUAGGGAAGAGGACAGAACCUGCUUGCCAUUUGUCAGUAACAAGAAAGGGCAAUGCGGCUUCCCACGUGCCUUCCAGGUCUGAGAGGGUGGGAAGAGCCAAGCCAGUCCAGUGACCCAGACUGGGUUCUGGGCAACCUGGGAGCCGUCUUGGACAAGAGCCCGCAGCUGGGCACAAAGAGAGUUAGGAAAGGAGGCCACCAUGGUUCCAAGAGUUCCCCUGGCCACACUGUUCAGAGGAUGAGGGGACACCAAGGCCUAUAUUUCAUCUUGGAAGCAGCAGAAAAUCCCACCCUAGGCCUCUCAGGCUGCAUGUGGUGCAACCUCAGAAGCACAGAGAGCGAAGGGGUGGUACCCCUGGGCACGUGUGGCUGUAACUGGUAGCUGGGAGGACGGCCUUAGACCCACACCCAUGUUCUCAGCCACACCUAUGCGCUACUAGGCUGGGCCCCCGGAAUGCAAAGGGCAGCCUGAGGAGGGGCCCGGCUCCAAUCCCAGACCGGGCUAGGCCCCCACAAGUCCUCCACAGAGUCCUGCAGCCUGUUCUGGGCCCCAGCCCCCUUGAUCCCACCCCUUCCUCUCUUUGUGUGGAAAUUGGCUAAGGAGAGUAGGAAGCCCAAAGCCUCAGCUCAUCUAGGAAGUGGCCUGUGAGCUCCCUCACCACAGAGGCCUUGGCAUCCACAGCAGGUCCAGGGCCAACACCAUCAUCCCAGAUUUCCUGCUGUAGACGUCCAGAGUCCCACCCAGGGCUGCCCUCUGCCUGUACCAUUGCCCAGAAGUUGAAGGGUCCCCAGGCAGGUGGGCAGCAGUGUGAGAGGGAUGAGAAAGGAGAGGGCGAGAGGCCUCCCUCGCUGUACUCUUCCUCAGAGCCAAGGCCAGGGGAGAGACUUGGCAGAAGCCUCCGCUCCUCAGGAAGCCGCCUGAGCCUUCCACCCCCAGCCUCCAGCUACAGCCUUGGAGAAAGCCAGUGUCCAAAGGGACAGGCUGUGGGAAGAGUACUGUUUAUCCUCUUGGGGGACAGGGAGAGGGGUGUAACAGCUGGGCCACAGCCUAUACCAGUGGGACCUUACCCCACCUCCUCCCCAGGAUUAACAGCAGCCUGCAUCUUUAGACUCCUUCCAUUGUGAGCACACUAGCUCAGCUUGGGCCCCUCAGGACCCCAUUUCCCCAAUGCCUUUUUUCUUUUAUAUUUUGCUAAUUCCCAAGAAAGAAAAUUGAGACA